AUGGCUCUAGGAGGUAGGGAUUUCCUUGGCAGUGAUGCAAAGGUUUCUGUGCUAAUUGAUAAUGAUCAUCGUUGCUGGAUGAAAGAAACAAUUAAAAACAUUUUCUUGUCCCAUGAAGCUGCUCUAAUUCUAUCUAUUCCUCUCAGCCUUAAUUCUUGUGAGAAUAGGUUGUUUUGGCCGCAUAACCCGGAUGGCUCUUAUUCUGUCAGGUCUGGCUACAGAUGGCUCAUGGAGGAAGAUCUAAAAGAAGAGGCCUCAACCUCGGAUGUGUCAAAGACCAGGAGCAUUUGGAAGGGCGUGUGGAACUUACGUGUCCCCAAUAGGGUCAAAUCGUUGUUGUGGAGGGCUGGUUCAGACACGUUGCCAUCCAAGUCUAAUCUUUUGAGAAGGAAAAUUAUUACUGAUGAUCUCUACCCGGGCUGCAAGCUUAUGAGUGAGACCACUUUUCACGCUAUCUGGUCUUGUCCUGCUCUGGCUCCGGUUUGGUCUUCCAGGUAUGCUUGGCUCAUGAAGUUAACCAAAGAGUGCUCAUCGCUGCUGGAAAUCUUCCAUUGCUGCCAGACUCAUAAUGACUGCUUUGAUCUAUUUGCCAUGAUCGCCUCCCAGCUUUGGAUUCGUAGAAACAAGCUGCGGGUUGGUGACUGUGUGGCUCCAUUGGCAAAGAUUAUUGGCUUGGCUACGGAUUGCUUGUUGGAGUUCCAGUCUGCCCUGUCGUCCCCCCAACCUCCUUCAAAACCGGUAUUAGCAUCCAGAUGGUCUCCUCCUCUGUCGGGUUAG
Molecule: messenger RNA, 777 nt
Organism: Quercus lobata
Lineage: Eukaryota; Viridiplantae; Streptophyta; Magnoliopsida; Fagales; Fagaceae
Exons: 1
Coding region: 1-777 (258 amino acids)
Source: RefSeq, a predicted model, not a curated record